Molecule: messenger RNA, 3011 nt
Organism: Schistosoma curassoni
Lineage: Eukaryota; Metazoa; Platyhelminthes; Trematoda; Strigeidida; Schistosomatidae
Source: the annotation of a GenBank genome assembly
ACUUUUCAAAAGUAUGUGGCAAUUUGACUUCUAGGUCAAACUGGUCAAUUUACAGUCAGUGUGUUGCGAGUCCUUUGUCAUAUCCUACCAGUUCUCAGUUUUCAUCCUAUUAACAUGUAUUCUGAUCGUCGUGUAUCCCUAGACAUAGCACCGCUUGCUAGCUGGGAUUCUUGUUCCGACGAUGAGAAAACGGUUGUUGUGUUAGUUGGUCUUCCUGCUCGUGGGAAGUCAUAUAUAUCUACCAAGCUUUCAAGGUACCUAAAUUGGGUUGGAAUUAAUACACGAGUUUUCAAUGUUGGAGCUUAUCGUCGACUUCAAAUGAAAGAUUACAAUGACCAUAGUUACUUUUCCGACGAAAAUAAUGAAGGCGUUGCACUCAGACAAAAAAUUGCAUCGGAAGCAUUGGAUGACUUAAUCUCCUGGUUAACAUCAGAUGUUGGCAGGAUUGCCGUCUUUGAUGCGACAAAUACAACACGAGAGCGUCGGUUAUGGAUAAUGGAACGGUGUAAAACGCAUAAUUUUCAAGUUAUAUUUGUCGAGUCGAUUUGUAAAGAUAAAAAUUUAAUUCAGGAGAAUGUUUUGGAAGUAAAAGUCAACAGUCCUGAUUACAAAAGUAUCGAUAAAGAAGAAGCGUUAAAAGAUUUUCUUAAACGUAUUGAACAUUAUGAAAAACGGUACGAAUCAAUUGAUGAUGAUUUGGAUAAGGAUUGGUCGUAUAUUAAAAUAUUUGAUCAAGGCAAACGAUAUCUAGCCAAUCGCAUUGAAGGUAAUAUCAACAGUCGAAUUGUCUAUUAUUUAAUGAAUAUUCGUGUAAACAAACGUACCAUUUAUCUGACACGACACGGUGAAACAGAUCUCAAUAUUCAUGGUCGAAUCGGUGGAGAUGGGAAGCUUUCUGAAAGGGGUGAACUAUAUGCUAAGAAACUUGCAGCAUUUAUGGAACAAGAAAAAUUAGAAAAUCUUAAAGUUUGGACAAGUCAUUUUAAGCGUACUAUUCAAACUGCUGAACAUAUUCAAUGUUCACAGAUAUGUUAUUGGAAAGCAUUGGAUGAAUUAGAUGCAGGAGUUUGUGAUGGUAUGACCUAUGAAGAGAUUCAUCAGAAAUAUCCUGACGAUUUUGCACGACGUGAUAACAAUAAAUAUUAUUAUCGUUAUCCAAUGGGUGAGUCAUAUCAAGAUUUGGUGACACGUUUAGAGCCAGUAAUUAUGGAAUUAGAACGACAAACAUCAGUUUUGGUUAUUUGCCAUCAGGCUGUAGCACGUUGUUUGCUUGCCUAUUUUGAAGAUAAAAACAAGGAUGAACUACCUUAUAUUCAUGUUCCAUUACAUACUGUAUUCAAAUUAACACCGACUGCUUAUCGUUGUAUAGUUGAACGUGUAAAAUUGAAUGUACCAGCUGUAGAAACACAUAGAAUGAAACCAGAGAACACUAAAACACCACAUUCUUCAUUUGAAGCAAUGAAAACUGUUCCAGCUGAAUAUUAAUUUUUAUGAUCAAUCAAAAGAUCUCUCUCUCUAGAAGAUGAUUGAUUUGUCUAUUUUUGUAAAUAUAAACAAACAAAUAAACAAACAAAUUACUUAUAAAUGUCCAAUAUUGAAUAAUGUGUAGUAAGUGUUUAUCACAUUUUGUCUUUUAUUUAUUUAUUUAUUGCCGUUUUUUUCCUUGUUUAUUGUUCUAUUCUGUUUCCAUGUUCAAUGCCUUAUUGUUUACCUACCCAAUGUACUGUUGUCGUUGUUGUUGUUGUUGUUUGUCUUUUUUAAUCUUAUGGAAUGAAUCCAAUUUCAUGAAAACAACUUAAUGUAGUAUAUAUUUUGUAUGAGACUCUCAUUUAUGGGAUAACCUUUAAGUCACGCUAAAAUGACUAUAAAUGUAGUUCAUCUCACUUAUUUUACGACUAAAUUGAAGAUUAUAAAUCAUGGUUAAAGAAUGACACAUAUAAUUUAAUAGUUGAUAGUUAAAGGUUAUGAAUUAGAUUUUGGGGUUUUAUCACAAAAUGUGAUAUUGUAUUGAAUAGAACACGAGUGAGGACAAUCGAAUGAAUUUAGUAUACAAAUGACAGAGUUACUUGGUUAAAAAUAGAAAAAACUAAAUACUACAUCGUUAAUUUGCAAAAUAUCAUUCCAUCAUAUCAAACUGGACUGUUGCUAUUGCAAUCAUCAUCAAUCCAUUGUCUCACAUUUCAUGAUUUAUGCGUUUUCAUACAAAUUGCAUUGCGUUCCCUCUCUUCUUUUGUUGAUCUUUCCCCAUUUUCUGCUGCCCAGACAUUACGUUCUUGAACUUGCGUCAUAUACUACUUAUAUCAAUAUAAGUAGCACACACCACAAUAUCAGUUAUGAUGUUAACAUUCUAUUUAGCUAAAUGGUUGUGUGAAUGUCACGGCAAAAAUCCAAGAUCUGUUAUCUUAUACCAUGAUUGAUUUGUCCAUCAUAUAUAAUCUUGCCGGUAAAUUUUUUGUGUUAUUGUUUAGUUUUAUUUAGUUAAUUCAUUUAAUGAUAUAAAGGUUUCAUUGUAAUUAAACUAUUGAAUUUCAUAAAACAUUUUGCAUUACUAUUAAAUAUCUGGUUUAAUUAUUAAAAGAUCAGUUAUAAACAAUAAUGAUUAUAUAAUAAAUGAUACAUGUAUGUAUAGGUGUUAUGUGUGUGUGUGCGUGUGCGUGUGCGUGUGCGUGUUCGUGUAUGUAGUUGUUAUGUUCAGUUGGCAUUUUAUGUUAUUCUACGUCAGACAAUGUCUUCAUUUAUCCUCGUUUUUUCUUGUUUUGUUUUGUUUUGUUUUUGUUUAAUCCUUAUUUCAUUUGCUUUAAUCACUCAACAGUUUAGUGUUCUGUUUGUACAGUAACAUACUUUCCGAUUACUUCUUUUUUUCGGGGGGGGGGUAUUAGUGUUUUCCUUUCUCCAGUUUAGUCAUAGUUUGAAACUCCGAAAAAAAAAUAAUGUAUUACUAUUAUAAUUAUUGCCUUUAUUCAAUGUUAUAUUUUUGGUACAGUAUUAGAAUUCUCAACACAACGUAUUUC